AUGCACAUCCUGGUCGUGAACGACGAUGGACCCCCCAGCUCAACCCUCUCCCCCUACAUCCGCCCACUAGUCAACACCCUCCAAGCAAACGGCCACCUCGUCUCCGUAGCAAUUCCCUCCGCCUCCCGCUCCUGGAUCGGCAAAGCCCACCUAAUCGAAGCAAAGCUCACAGCAACCUACGUGCACCCAGACGCCUUCAACCCAAACGGCACCUGGGACGACUCAUACACCCCAAUUGAAACCGCAGACGCCCAAAAUGACUGGGUAGUCAUCACCAACGGCACGCCCGCCAGCUGCGCCCAGCUCGGCCUGUACGACCUCUUCACUGAGCGCUCGCCCAUCGACCUCGUCAUUUCGGGCCCGAACCACGGCCGCAACGCUUCAACGAUCUAUAACCUGUCGUCGGGGACGGUUGGUGGCGCGCUGGAAGCCGUCUUCUGUGGGAAACGGGGCAUUGCCAUUUCCUUUGGUAGUAAGGAUCCGCAGGAGGGGCGGGUUAUUGAUGCUGCGGCACGACUGGCGGUUCGCGUUGUUGAGCAUUUAUGGAAGGUUUGGGAUGAGCGCGUAGAGCUUUAUAAUAUUAAUGUUCCUAUGCGGAUUGAUGUGGAGGAGAGGCCUGUUGUUUAUACGAGGACGUUGCCGAGAAGGGGGGGGAAGAAGAUUGCUAAUGGGGUGAACGGGGUCAAUGGUGUCAAUGGCCAUGAGAAAGGCGCUGAGCAUGUUGGCGAGACGAAUGGUGUCAAUGGCCAUGUGACGCCUGCGGCUCGAACGAGGCAGUUCAAGUGGUCUGCUGAUUUAUCGGAUAUGAAGAAGACAUUGGAAGAGAGUGAGGUUGGGACGGAUGCUCAUACUGUGCUUAAUGGGUCGACCAGUGUGACUGCCCUCCGAGCCAACUUCUGGCACGUCCCCGGCCUGGAUGGGCCGCUGGACCUUAAUUCUUGA
Penicillium soppii is the source of this 942-nucleotide messenger RNA. RefSeq names its product 5'/3'-nucleotidase SurE. Gene Ontology annotation, molecular function: hydrolase activity. NCBI's taxonomy places the organism in Eukaryota, Fungi, Ascomycota, Eurotiomycetes, Eurotiales, Aspergillaceae. The transcript has 4 exons. The record is from RefSeq and is a predicted model, not a curated record. Gene Ontology annotation, cellular component: P-body. The coding region runs from base 1 to 942 and encodes 313 amino acids.